UCUGAGGAUCACAGGCUGACUGAAGAGCACAAAGGUUGGGAUGGAAGCCUUGCUCUCAGGCUCCCUCUGACUGUCUCUCUCUCUCUCUCUCUCUCUCUCUCUCUCUCUCUCUCUCUCCUCUCUCUCUCUCUCUCCCCCCCCUUCCUCGCUCUCCCUUUCCCUCUCCCUCUCUCCUUUUUCCUCUCUGCCAUAACAGCUGAAACCUACCUGAUAAUCUCUCUGCCUUUGAAUCUAGCAGCUCUGGAAACAAAUGCAUUUUAUUGCUCUUAGAAGUGAAUAGAGUUUGAUUAAAACAAGCUGUGAGCUGCUUUACUCCAAGAAUCCAGACACCAUUGCUUUUUAAUCUUCCAGAGGAGCUUUUUCUUUCUUGCCUGAAAUUUCUUGCCUGAAAUCUUGCCUCCUUGGUGAAAGGGAGUUUUUGGCUUGUUUUUCAUUGGAAUGUUGAAAACUUUCAUUGAUGCCUGAAAUGGAACCCAAUUUUUAAAUAUGGGCUGAGUCUAAAGGAAACAUCCCUGACGUUUUCUGCAGGAUUGACCAGAGAAAUAUCUAGAGAGAAAUUUGGUAGGAGAGAUGACAUCUGUUUGCAGCAGCCAUGCUUUCUUUUGAGAAAAUCAUCAGACUCACUAAGAAAGGAAAGUAAAUAUUGGUAAAGGACCAUGUCUUUCAGUAACUUAUUAACAAAUGGCUCUAGCCUGCGGAAAGAAAAUCAAAAUUCUACGGACCUCUCCAAUUCGCCAGGAACUCUGAAUAUCUAUCUUUUUUGCUUGACAUGUUUGAUGACUCUUGCAGCUCUGACAGGCAGCAUUUUUUCACUACUUUCCCUGCUGAAAAUGCAGAACAAAACUGUCGUGUCCAUGCUUGUGGCUUCCUGGUCUGUGGAUGAUCUCGUGAGCGUCCUGUCUGUGACUAUCUUCAUGUUUUUGCAGUGGCCAAAGGAGGUCCCUGGCUACUUCCAGUCUCUGUGCACAACCUCUGCCUUACUGUACUUAUUCCAAGGCCUCUCGAGCAACUUGAAGGCGACUCUGCUAGUCUCCUAUAACUUUUACACGAUGCACACGGCUGUGGGGCGUCAGGCAGCGUCCAAAAGCUCCGGUCAGGUUCUCGGAGCGGCGCUGACGGUGUGGGCGGCCACGGCCAGCCUGGGGCUCUCCGCGCUCCCGCUUUGCGGCUGGGGCGCCUUCGUGCGCACGCCCUGGGGCUGUCUGGCCGACUGCUCCAGCUCCUACGUGCUGCUCCUCUUCGCCGUGUACGCUUCGGCCUUCGGACUCCUCGCUGGCCUCUCGGUCCCGCUCACUCAACAGUUGCUGUGCUCCGAGGAGCCGCGAAGACUCCACGCCUACUACCAGGAGGUUUCCCGCAGAGCCUCCACUCCCGUGGCCGUGGGCCGUGGGUUUGGACCCGAGCCUCCGGCCGCCGCCGGGACCCGAGCCUGCAGGCCUGGACACCCGGGAUCUCUGCACGCCCUUGAUGGUAAAAGUGCAGUUGCUCCUAACGCGAGGGUGUGCCGUGGGUUUGGACCCGAGCCUCCGGCCGCCGCCGGGACCCGAGCCUGCAGGCCUGGACACCCGGGAUCUCUGCACGGCCCCAGGGGCUUCACCAGAAGCACAGCGCAGAAGCGCUUCGCCUUGAUCCUGGCGCUGACAAAAGUCAUUCUUUGGCAGCCCUUGAUGAUCCACAUGGUGGUCAAGCACGUGGCUGGGGUUCAGUGCCUGCCCUUUGAGACGCUCGGCUUUCUCCUAACCCUGCUGGCCUCCACCGUGACCCCGGUGUUCGUCCUGUCUAAACGCUGGACUCACUUGCCCUGUGGCUGCAUCAUCAACUGCAGGCAGGACGCUUACCCAGUGGCAUCUGGGGGGAAAAAAACCAAUAGGAAAGGCUUUGAAUUCAAUCUAUCAUUCCAACAAAGUUACGGAAUUUAUAAAAUAGCACAUGAAGAUUACUAUGAUGAUGAUGAAAAUUCCAUAUCCUAUCACAACCUGAUGAAUUAUGAGUGUGAAACUACGAAAGAUUCCCAGAAAGACAACUGUGAUAUCUUCAAUGCCAUAAAAGUAGAAAUCAGCACCAUACCCACUGUGGACAGCUCCACACUAAAAGGCAUUAACAAAUGCACAAAUACUGAUGUUACAGAGGCUAAAGAAGAUUCUGACAAAGAAAAGUGUGCAUUUUCAGACAAAGCAAGAAGCAGUACUACUUAUGAAGAAACCACCUUUUAUGAAGGUCCAGAAAGAAGGCUAUCUCAUGAAGAGAAUCAGAAACCAGACCUUUCAGAUUGGGAAUGGUGCAGGAGUAAAUCAGAAAGAACCUCUCGUCAGCGUUCCAGCGGUGGGCUCGCCAUUCCCUUGUGUGCAUUCCAAGGGACUGUGUCUCUCCAUGCACCAACAGGGAAAACCCUUUCUCUUUCUACCUAUGAAGUAAGUGCAGAGGGUCAAAAAAUAACCCCAGCCUCUAAGAAAAUAGAAGUCUAUCGAUCUAAAAGUGUUGGCCAUGAACCAAACCCAGAGGAUUCUCCCUCAACAAUUGCAGAUACUAGUGUGAAGAUACACUUGGAAGUUCUUGAAAUUUGUGAUAAUGAAGAAGCCUUGGACACUGUGUCAAUUAUUAGCAACAUCAGCCAGUCUUCUACCCAAGUCAGAUCUCCCUCGCUACGUUAUUCACGGAAAGAAAAUAGAUUCGUUUCUUGUGAUUUAGGGGAAACAGCCUCCUAUUCUCUCUUUUUACCCACAAGUAAUCCUGAUGGUGACAUCAACAUCUCCAUUCCAGACACUGUUGAGGCACACAGACAGAACAGUAAGAGGCAACAUCAAGAGAGGGAUGGCUACCAGGAAGAAAUCCAGUUGUUAAAUAAAGCUUACAGGAAACAAGAAGAAGAAGAAAGCAAGGGCAAUUAGCGAUCAGUGGGUCUACUAGAAGCAAAAACGGCUCUGCAACUUCAAAGUGCAAAACAACUUUCUUUCCAGAAUUAUUUCCUUUUAUUUCUUAGUUUACAUAAGCUUUACUAACUUACUAGUUAAUUGUUUUUAGUGUGAAGAGCUGGAAUUACUGUAGACACUAAGUGCAUUUAUAUGUGCUGCCUAAAGAUCACACACUGUGGUAAUUAAAAUAUUUUAUGUCUUAUUCGAUUUCUACAAAGUCUUUUCUAAAUAAUACAUUUGCCUAGUUUACUGUCUCUGCCUGUGUUUGUCAAAUGAAUAUACUGUUUCCAUCAUGUUUCUACACUUAAUAUUUGCUUUUAUUGCAAGGGAAAAAGGAAAUAUUUUGGUAAUGAAAGAAGUGCAGCAAAACUCCUAAGUUGUAUUUGAAGGGGCUUGUCUAAAUGUUGCUAGCAAAAUAAGCUUAUUCCGGUUACUGCUUCAGCUUUACACUGGUGUUGAAAAAUAUUUUUGUGUAAAAUGGAAAAUUAGAUACUAACUUGGAAAUAUGCAUGCCUCUAAUGUAUAAAUAGUUGUUUAGUUGUUCCUUAAUUUCUGUAAAGUACAAAUAGUUUAAUGGGUGGUUCUUUUUUUUGUUUUGUUUUCUUUCUCUAAAAUGUUCCUUUCAUCUUUUCAGUAUGUAAAGAAGGGCUUUAAAAGAAAUAUGUUGUAUGUUACAGAUGAAGUUAGAAGUAGUCUUUAACUCAAACAUUAUUGGAAAGUUUCUGUUAGCUUUCACUCACUAUAACAAAUAGCUGAGGUCAUCAGAUUGUAGAGAGAAAAAGUUUAUUUAGCUCAGUGUCAGUUUCCAGUCCACGAUUGAUUGGCCCUAUUGACUCUGGGGCUGUGGAAGGCAGCACAUUACAAUGGGAGCUCAUGGUGGAGCAAAACCAUCGAGCUCAUGGUGAUCCAGGUAGCAAAAGAGGAGAGGUAGAAGGGACCAAAGUCCCACAGUCCUCUUUGAGGAUAUGUGCCCAAAGACCUAAAAACCUCCACCAAGCCCCACUUUCUAAAGACUUCAUGUUCCCCCCAACAGACUUUCCUGACCACCAAACCUCCAUCAAUCAAGUCUUUGAGAUCCAAUCUACAGCAGUGUCUUAAUUUAUACUUGCUCCUAGAAUUGUUAUGUUUAUCUGAAUGGAAACUGAAGGAAAAUUACAUCCUGAGAAGUGGAUCCAACUAUAGUAACAAGCUUCUGGAUAAAGCAGAGGAGAAUCCUCUAAUUUUAAAAAUGUGUUGGUUCUUAAAGCUGAAGAUUGGAAAACUUUUCUUAGCUAUUCUUGAAGUGUACAAAAUUUUCCUUCAAAUAUUAAGCUUGUUUUUUUCCCCAAAACAUGUUAUCUCAUGUGAAUGAUUCAAUGUGUAUUAUGUUAAAUGAUUGGAAGGUAUACAUUUCAAGAUUAGUUUUAAAAUAUAUUACAUUGCAAAAAUAUAAAAAUCAUCUUGUCAAAAUAUUAGGAAUGUAUGACAAAACUUAUGAAGUGAUUUUUCUUCAAAUUGCUUUAUUUUAAUCUUUCCAUAAACAUAUAUUAAAUGCAUUAAAUGUCUAUUUUCCAAAAUUAUCUAACUGAUGUUUUAUAUGAUUUUAGACUUUGUGUCCCCAUACCUCACAGAAACUUAUUUAUAGAUUGAGAGAACUGUUUUUUAUAGUCACUGAUUUUGGUUUCUACUUCCUAUAUUUAAUACAAAAUUCUAAAUUACUUCACAUGAGCUUUCAGGGUGUUUCACCUUUACAGAGUUUUUUUUGCCACGAAAGAAAUUUAUUUUCAAAAUUAAAUUUCAACUAACUUUCAAUUCUCAUGUAAUAUCUCAUUAUCUAAAUGUUGCAAGCAAAUAUAAUGCCAGUAGUCAUGUUUACGAAGCAAGUCCCAAAUAAUACAUAGCAUAUUGAUACAAAUUCAAAUAUACUCACUCUAAAUAUAUUUUAUUUUUAAAUGCUUUGUAUCAUCAAAAUCAGUGACUAUUUUAAAACAAUGACAAGUAGAUAAAUCAGCCUGAUGUUAUAAAUCAUUAAUACUGAAUGUCUCCACAAAAGAAAAACUAAAUUGAAUAUUCUAAUAAUGCUUUGUAAAGGACAGACUUUGAUAUAUUUAGAUGUAUAAUUUUCUGAAAAAAAGGUAUUAUUGCUAUUUUAGAAUGCAAAUUUUGGUAACAAAUUAGAAUCAUAAUACAACUAAAGAAAAUACUAAAGAUUUGAAUGUAAACAAAUCUUUUUUUUUUUUUCUUUUUUUUGGUAUCU
Messenger RNA from Fukomys damarensis (Damara mole-rat), 5148 nucleotides. It is a transcript of the gene Gpr149, whose product is annotated as G protein-coupled receptor 149. The record is from RefSeq and is a predicted model, not a curated record. Lineage: Eukaryota; Metazoa; Chordata; Mammalia; Rodentia; Bathyergidae. Bases 657 to 2888 code for a protein of 743 amino acids. Gene Ontology annotation, biological process: neuropeptide signaling pathway. The transcript has 6 exons. Gene Ontology annotation, molecular function: G protein-coupled receptor activity; neuropeptide binding. Gene Ontology annotation, cellular component: neuron projection.